Molecule: messenger RNA, 2801 nt
Organism: Mya arenaria
Lineage: Eukaryota; Metazoa; Mollusca; Bivalvia; Myida; Myidae
Product: alpha-1,6-mannosyl-glycoprotein 4-beta-N-acetylglucosaminyltransferase-like
Exons: 7
Coding region: 505-2022 (505 amino acids)
Biological process (GO): protein N-linked glycosylation
Molecular function (GO): acetylglucosaminyltransferase activity
Source: RefSeq, a predicted model, not a curated record
UAACUGCAGGUUUGCAUCAAGCAGGUUUGACUAGACCUGUUUACAUUUAUUGAUAAAUAAUUUCAAUUAUCUGGUCUGCUUAAAUCAUUUAAAUUAUUUACGCUUAUUGGAUACUGUUUUAGUUACAGCAUUCAUUUUUGGACUUAAACCACAUUGUAUUCUGUACAUGCUGAGACGAGUGUGUCGAAGAAUAAACACCUAGUUGCCUUCUGUUUAUAUAUGAAUUUUAUCUCUAUUGCAUGCCAUUCACAAUGGUGUCGAGUUACCUGUAUAGUUUGCUUUAGUUUUGAAAUGAAGUUAGCGUUAUAUAAUACAUUUUAUUUCCCGUGUUAUUGGGAGUUUUAUAAGGACGAAUUUAAGGCAUUUACGCAAAACAUGGCUCAGUCCAGGACAUGAAAGGAAAAGAGUUAAUGUCAAAUCUGUGAGAGGGCAGCUUGAAAGGGACUCGCACCAACGCCGAUUGUAUAAUAACACAUGCACUUGCGUUAAUGAGCUAGAACGCAAAUGCGCAUACGGACGCGCUGGAUUCCAUGGAUUCCCGUGGGACGGUCGGCCCGUCUCAAGUGUAUGCUGUUUUUGAUGACUGCCUUCUUUUUGUCCGUCCAACAUUUUAUCAACAUUUCAGAAAGAAGAACGGCUCAAAAUGGUUUUCACAUUUCAUAUUCGACGAAAAGAACGACGGUGACUAGCCGCCCAUCAGCAGAGACAGAAUGGUCAAUAUCCAUGGGGUUGAAACAAGGGAGCGAAGAAACAUCAGCACAGAGAGAUUACGGACCGUUAUCGAACAGGACGUGCAGUGGACAAAUACAGCUACUAAUGGGUCACCACAGACAACGUAAAGGAUUUUUGACCGUCGGGAUAAGCAGCGUUCCAAGAGAUGGUGAGUUUUACCUGCCAGUGACGUUAUCAUCACUUCAUGAGAAGUUGACAGGUGCUGAAAGGGAUGAAGUGGUGAUUGUUGUCUACUUGGCCUCCUUCGACAAGGAAUUCGUUAACGACAUAUUCACUCAGGUCCACACAUUUUACAACGAAAGUUUGGAGUCGGGGCUUCUUCAAAUUAUUCAGCCGGAGCCAAUCAUUUACCAUGACAUGGAUAAUAUAAAGAAGCGCACAUACAACGACAGUCUUGAGAGGGUACACUGGCGUACAAAACAAAAUGUGGACUACGGGCAUCUGUUCGGAUACUGUGAGAACAUAUCCCAAUAUUAUAUACACUUGGAGGAUGACGUCAUCGCUGCAACAGGCUUCCUAGACGACAUUAAAGCCAUGAUAGUGGACGUCAACAAACCUUUAUUCAACAAGGAGUGGUUCGAACUGUCAUUCAGUGGCCUAGGUUUCAUAGGAAAAUUGUAUCGAUCAAGAGAGUUAUGUUCAAUGAAGAAGUUCUUUUUACUAUUCAAAGUAGAAAAGCCUUGUGAUCUAUUGAUUAAGGACUUGCGUGGUAUCAUGCAACAACAGAAAGAAAUCAAAAGAGCUAAAUCACUUUUUCAACAUAUAGGUAUUACCUCCUCUCUUGCAGGCAAAACUCAAAAACUCACUGACAGGUUGUUUAAGGAUAGGAGAAAGUCAGGGAAUGCAAUAGAACAAUACUUGCUUGUUAAUUAUAAACAAUCAACAUUGAAAAAUCCAAAUGCUGAAAUACGUUCUUCUUUAAAAACGUUUGGACGCUAUUUGCCCCAUAUACCAUACAUCUCAAGUGCCAUGGGGUUUUACUGGGCCGAGACUCCGUCCAAUAAUUCGGUCUAUAGGAUAACCUUUAGAACGCUGCAACAUGUCAACAGUAUCGUUAUCAAGACUGGCCAUCCUGUAAACAAGAACGACUUUCUUACGGAAGGAGAGGUCUGGCUUAGCCAGGGUUCACUUGACAAGAAUUGUGAAGAUUAUACAAAGGCUGGCCCCUUUGAAGAUGGACAGUUCAGUGUUAACUUUGAAACUGUAGUGCCUGUACAGUGUAUUGAAAUUCGUAUCACAAAGGAUAUGGAUACAUGGCUGAUUAUAUGGGAAAUAGUCAUUGAUUCCUGAAGCAUUUGUUCACUAGUAGUAAGCAAGCGUUAGUUUCAUAUUUUAAAAACACACACACACACAAUAAGCACUGGUUUCAGUUGCACUAUUUAAACAUUUUACCAAAUUCUGUUAAAGCAUUGAAAAUGUCCAAAGUGAUAGUCAAGUCAAGUCAAGAGUUUAUUUUGUAAAUAAAGGCCUCCGGCCCAAAAUACAUUUCAAAAUAGUAAACAUCAUACGUAAUGCUUUAAGUUGUGUCAUAGUACAUUUAUACAUGAGCUGAAAAAGUGAACAAAAAGUGUAACUAUUCUUAUUUUUUGAUACAAUUCAUAAGAUGAAAUAUGUACACUGCUAAUUUUCUUAUUGUGUUAAAGUCAUUUGUGGAUAGUAGGGCAUAAAAACUAUUCAGAUCAUCACCAGAUUCAUACCAAUUUAACAAAUGUUGGUUCCUUAUAUAUGUAUAUUUUUUACAACGAAAAAAGGCAUGAUAUUCACAAUCAAUUUCAGAUAUAUUAUAGUUCAGUAGACAGAAAUUGCAUAAUCGAUCAUGCAAAGCAAUGCUUAAUUGCCUUCCAAGUUCAAUAUUCAAAUCAUGAUUAGAACAUCUAAAUUUAGCAUAUGUAAUUUUAUGUUUUAGUGGCAUCUCUAUCAACAAAUAUCGUUCGAUGUUAAGUAAGCUCUUAAAGUGGCUGUAGUGGUAACAUCGGCUGGCAUUACUCACAUGAUCAUGCCAAGUUUGAGUAAAACAGUCAAUUAUCCUGUCUAUAAACAUUUUAACAAAUAAAUUACAAUCACCAAUA